AGAAGCAGCAGCAGCAGGUUGGUGUCUGCGGUCGUUACCUCCGACUCACAGCUAACGUUAGCUCGGGUUGGGCCCGUGUUGGGGUUUGGCUUGGCUCGGUGCUUGAACCUUCCCUUACUUGCACAGUCAACAAUUAUGGCGGCCGCGGAUCCCCGGUCCUCGAGUGACGGCGGGCCGGCCAGCAGAGGAGGAUUCCCGGCCGGGGAGAGCAGCAACGACCGCGACGGGCCGGGCGGCAGCAGCAGCGGCGGCAGCGGGGAGAGCGAACGGGAGCGGGACCGGGCCACCUUCGAGUGCAACAUUUGUUUGGACACUGCCAGGGACGCUGUCAUCAGUAUGUGCGGCCACUUGUUCUGCUGGCCGUGUCUUCAUCAAUGGCUGGAGACUCGACCCAGCAGGCAGCAGUGUCCUGUGUGCAAGGCUGGAAUCAGCAGAGAGAAAGUGAUCCCACUGUAUGGCAGAGGGAGCUCCAGCCAGGAGGACCCCAGGUUGAAAACUCCGCCGCGGCCUCAGGGACAGAGAACAGAACCCGAGAGCAGAGGAGGGAUGUUCCAGGGUUUCGGGGACACCGGCUUUCACAUGUCAUUCGGCAUUGGUGCUUUCCCCUUCGGCUUCUUCACCACAGUCUUCAACACCAACGACCCCUUUCACAGAGCAGACCAGUAUGCAGGUGAUCACCAAGGCAACGGUAACCUCAACAACGGCAAUAACAACUGGCAAGACUCCCUGUUCUUGUUUGUGGCCAUCUUCUUCUUCUUCUGGCUGCUGAGCGUCUGACGGAGACCUGGACGGGUAGAGGAGCGGAUUGAUGAGCGGGAGGGAGGAGUGCGAAAAAAAGAAACGAAACAAACAAAAAACUUGCACACUUAACUCGAGCCACAGACAGACACAUGAUACAUUUUUCUAACUUGUGAGAAAGCGGAGCAUUGUGUUUAAUCCCCCCCCCCCCAAAAAAAAAAAACAACAACAAACAAACAACAAAAUACAGCAAUUUGGUUUCUCCUCCUCACAAAAUCCAAUCACUUUCAGACACUCAGCCCCCCCAACCACCCUCCGACUGCUCUGUUCAUUUUGUUUAUGCAAAAAAACACUGCGCUGUGCAAAUCCCAAAAUAAGUCAGCCCUCCCUCUGCACACGCCUGUAGAUACAUGCACACAAAGAAACUAAAGAUGGACGCUGAAGUCUAACACUGCUGGUGUUCAGAGACAGUAUUAUGUGAUCAGGGUGACCUUUGUAAAAGAUUUUUUUUUGUGUGUGUGUCGAGCGCAAGACAGAGGUAGAUGGAGGAAUAUUCGGGGAAGUGACUAAUUCUGUUUUGGUUUUUCACAUCCAUCUCGAAGGAAGCGUAUUCCUUAAAUAAAGAGAGGGAGGCGCUGAGGUCAGGUGAGGACAUGGGGGAGGGUUUGAGAUAACGUAGUGGCCACUGUAGCUAUUUCUUUCUCUUAAAAGGCCAAAGAGUAGCGGGUCAGGAAGUCGAUGGGCGAAAUCGAGUUACGUUCCCGUUUACAGUGUUCCUCGUGAAAUGCCCUCGUUAGAAUUCACGACAGACAGAAAAUGGCACAGUUGGAUGCAUUUUUUUUUUUUUUUUUUAAAUUUUUUUUUGUCUUAAAAAGAAAACAAAAAAAAAAAAAAAAACUGCCAUUGCACUGUGAAGUCAUUCGAACUGUCCUAAACGUUUGGAGAGUGUGCUGGUGUUGAACCACUUGUUGCUUCUAUAACCACAGGUUCCCUCUGUGUUAAUAAAGCUGGAUGGAUAAACCAUUAAAGGGCCAGUUUGGUAGUUUUUCAUACCAACGUGAGUAACUCAGGAGUAAAUCCGACAUGCACAGUUUGUCAGAUUCCAAGAGAGAAACACUCUGGCUGGUUAAAGUAGCUGGAUAAGACGCCGAGUCGAUGCAUGUCAGCGUAAAAAGAGUCGUGAAGGUAGAAAAACACAACUUACUUGCAGAAUUAACAAGCAAACAGUUGAGUAAACUGUGCCCUGGCGUGAUUCUAAAAAUAUAAAACAUUUCUGUCACAGUUGAUUUGUUUAUUUCUGACUAUGUGUCUGAGUGAGUGUGUGUCCAUUAUAUAUCUGUAUAUAUGAAUAUUGUAAAUGCUGUUUUUACGUGUUUCUGACUGGAUGGCCAGCCACGGAGAGGACGGGAUGCUUUUGUAAAGCAAGAAAUGAUCCUGGUUUUCAGAACUACUUUCGAAAAAGAAAAAAAAAAAGGCUUGCAGCCCAAGUUAAUAACUCCUCUCCCACGAAGAUUAAUAAAUCACAAGGAGGAAAAAAAAAGUUCCCUGCUAAUGUGAUGUUAAUGUUCUCCCUUUUACUGUAGAAGCUGUGACCGAGCAGCAGUUAAAGAGUAUAAUCCAGAAACGAACAUUCAUCUGGAUGUGUCAGAAAUGAAAAGCACAGUGUUAAAGACCCAGAUUCAGUCUUUUCUUUGGUUCUAGUAAAAACAGGACCAAGUACAACAAAGUACAACCAGAGACGAACAGACAUUCUUCUUGCUUAUCAACAUCUUACAGUUACCCACAACUCAACAGAGUUUUGGGCUACUGAUGUCACUACUUUCACACCGACUGUUUUAUGUAACUUUCAGUCAAACUACAUGUAAAGAAUCGGGUCUUUAGCACUUCGACAUUCACACCAGGGUCAGAGAUGAAAGUUCAGGACCUCUGUGGGAUGGACGGCAGCCACUGGGGCUCCUCAUUUCUCGCAUACUUGUCUGUUGAAGCUACACUUUGUAUUAUGGGGCUUAUGUGAUACUAAAACAAGUGAUGGAAGUCUUUUGAUGGACUAAACAUGGAGACAUUGUGCAAAACCAAAUGGUCUAGGAGAUUAAAACUUGAUUAAAACACUGA
Messenger RNA from Stegastes partitus (bicolor damselfish), 2850 nucleotides. RefSeq names its product ring finger protein 5 (gene rnf5). Gene Ontology annotation, molecular function: ubiquitin protein ligase activity; metal ion binding. The record is from RefSeq and is a predicted model, not a curated record. The coding region runs from base 136 to 777 and encodes 213 amino acids. Lineage: Eukaryota; Metazoa; Chordata; Actinopteri; Pomacentridae. Gene Ontology annotation, biological process: ubiquitin-dependent protein catabolic process. Gene Ontology annotation, cellular component: endoplasmic reticulum. The transcript has 6 exons.